GGGUUGUAAAAUUUGCUCGUGUGGUGGGAGGAGUCUGCGGGUCUGGUUAGGAGGGGAGGUUUAAGAAGAAGGCCGAGCCAGCAAAAUGCACAUUACCUGAUCAGCAACAGAUUUAGUGGGAUCAUCUCGAAACCUUUUACCACUGGAUAAGCACACACCGCUUUGGACCACUGGCCACAAUGAAGCUGUUACAGGAAACAGAGGACCCGACAAACGAAAGAAAGUUCAUUAAAUCUCAGGUAGAGAAACGUCGAAGAGAGAGGAUGAACCAAAGUCUGGAGCGUCUGAGGACCAUGUUGCUUCAGGAGCCACAAAAACUGGGUGGGAGUCAGCACAGAGUGGAGAAAGCUGAGAUACUCGAGCACACAGUCCUCUUCCUGCAGGACACUGCCAAAGCAGCCAGCAUGAGUGCCGCAGGUGUUGUUGGAGCCCAGAAACACUCCUUCCAAGACGGCAUCUCCACCUGUCUGCAGAGAGCUGCUCACUUCCUGGGACCGGAGGGGAAAGGCCUGUGGCUCGGAGCAGCACUGGAUGCAUCUUUCACCGUUCGCUUUUCCCGUUUAGACUCUGACUCUGCAGGAGUCCAAAAGAGAACUGAAGCCCAGUCCACCUCCAGCUCUCUGCCACGCACAAAAACCAUCCUUCAGAUGCUCAGGCAAAAGUCCAAGCACAGACUGAACGCACGAGGAGCCAGCGCGAACAGUUUUGCUCAUCCAUAUCUACUUCCAGCCCAGCAAGGGUUUCCCAGAAUUCCCCAACAGCAGGCUCGGAGACAAAAUGAGCUCGACGUCAGGGUGGAGAGGCAAACGAGCAAAGAGAGCCCGUCCCAGAGUCACCCAGUCAGCCAGACUUUGUGGAGGCCCUGGCCUUGAUCACCAGGCAGUCACCUCUGAAAUUUAAACUUUUAAUGACUCUAAUAACUGUUUAAUAUUCACUGGUGCCACAAUCUGGUCUUCUGAUAACUCCUAACAGUGUUUGCAUCCUCAAAGCCUGUAAAUAAUGUAAAAAUGUGCUGUAUGUGUGAUAGGGUUGACUCACUACUCUUGUUGAAUGGUUUUGAAUGAGCGCAGUCAGUUGGGGGCAGCCGUCUAUUCUGCCCACACAGGCACAGGGAUUCUCCCACAGGCCGGGACAGACGUGAGCUUGGAUCAUGUGGCCGAUGGCCGAGCUGUCUGGUUGCUCUGAUGUGCAAGUUUAAAGGUGAGUAUCAUGACACCGAAGAGUUUCCGUUCUUCUUCGUACGCUGCUAAAAAAAAAGAAAAGAAAAACCCUCUGCUGUCAUGAUGCAAGAGUGUGAUACUGAAGUGGAUAAUGAUUGAGUGUCCAUCCAUCACAUUUCCAGGUGUGGGACUUCAGGGUUCGAGGCUGGGAGAGCCCCGUGGAGCCCCUCACAUUCACCUGUGUGCCAUGAUGUCUGCGGGCCUUCGUGACAUCUGUGGCUCUGUGUACAAUAUAACUUGUAUUCUCAUUAUAUUUUAUUAUAUCUUGUCUAUUUUGCACACUAAUUUAUUCUCCAUGUCUCCCUAUGGUGAGCAGUAUUCCUUUUUUAUACAGAAAAAAUAAAAACAUUCCUCAAAAUGAAACACGGUGCCAAGUCUUUUUCUUUUCUUUUUAAGUUCACUGUAAGCCG
This is a messenger RNA of Larimichthys crocea (large yellow croaker), 1630 nucleotides long. RefSeq lists its product as uncharacterized. Gene Ontology annotation, molecular function: protein dimerization activity. NCBI's taxonomy places the organism in Eukaryota, Metazoa, Chordata, Actinopteri, Sciaenidae. The record is from RefSeq and is a predicted model, not a curated record. The transcript is spliced from 3 exons. The coding region runs from base 180 to 872 and encodes 230 amino acids.